ACAAAAGGCGAAGUAGUCUGACUAGGGCUAAGUAUCCAGGCAGAGAGGGAGUCGCUUCAUUGUCUCCUGAGUCAGCAAAGAAAUCAAGAUGGCCAAAGUUCCUGACCUCUUUGAAGACCUGAAGAACUGUUACAGUGAAAAUGAAGAAUACAGUUCUGAAAUUGACCAUCUCUCUCUGAAUCAGAAAUCCUUCUAUGAUAUGAGCUGUGACCCACUUCAUGAGGACUGCAUGUCUCUGAGUACCUCUGAAAUCUCAAAGACAUCCCAGCUUACCUUCAAGGAAAAUGUGGUAGUGGUGGCAGCCAAUGGGAAGAUUCUAAAGAAGAGACGGUUGAGUUUAAGUCAAUUCAUCACCGAUGAUGACCUGGAAGACAUUGCCAAUGACACAGAAGAAGUAAUCAUGAAGCCCAGAUCAGUAGCAUACAACUUCCAUAACAAUGAAAAAUACAACUAUAUAAGGAUCAUCAAAUCCCAAUUCAUCCUGAAUGACAACCUCAAUCAAAGUAUAGUUCGACAAACAGGAGGAAAUUACCUCAUGACUGCUGCAUUACAGAAUUUGGAUGAUGCAGUGAAGUUUGACAUGGGAGCUUACACAUCAGAAGAUUCUAAACUUCCUGUGACUCUAAGAAUAUCAAAAACUCGACUCUUUGUGAGUGCCCAAAAUGAAGAUGAACCUGUAUUGCUAAAGGAGAUGCCUGAGACACCCAAAACUAUCAGAGAUGAGACAAACCUUCUUUUCUUUUGGGAGCGUCAUGGCAGUAAGCACUACUUCAAAUCAGUUGCCCAGCCCAAGUUGUUCAUUGCCACACAGGAACGAAAACUGGUGCACAUGGCAAGAGGGCAACCCUCUAUCACUGACUUUCGGUUACUGGAAACCCAGCCUUGACUCUGGAGUCUAUAACUUGUGAUGUGUUGACAGUCCACGUGUACUAUGUACAUGGAGGAGUCCAAUCCUUUACUCAUAGUCACUUGCUGAGAAUGUGCUGAGCCUUUGUAAUUCCAAAUGAAUGUUUACUCUCUUUGUAAGAGAGUGAGCAAGGUCUAA
Molecule: messenger RNA, 1045 nt
Organism: Canis lupus familiaris (dog)
Lineage: Eukaryota; Metazoa; Chordata; Mammalia; Carnivora; Canidae
Gene: IL1A
Product: interleukin 1 alpha
Exons: 7
Coding region: 89-886 (265 amino acids)
Biological process (GO): immune response; positive regulation of immature T cell proliferation in thymus; cytokine-mediated signaling pathway
Cellular component (GO): extracellular region
Molecular function (GO): interleukin-1 receptor binding; cytokine activity
Source: RefSeq, marked provisional